Cannabis sativa is the source of this 1677-nucleotide messenger RNA. RefSeq lists its product as uncharacterized. The record is from RefSeq and is a predicted model, not a curated record. Gene Ontology annotation, cellular component: mitochondrial small ribosomal subunit. The transcript has 4 exons. Gene Ontology annotation, biological process: mitochondrial translation. Bases 83 to 1348 code for a protein of 421 amino acids. Gene Ontology annotation, molecular function: structural constituent of ribosome. Lineage: Eukaryota; Viridiplantae; Streptophyta; Magnoliopsida; Rosales; Cannabaceae.
GUCAAGAAAAAAGAAAAAAAAAACAUGAGGAAAGUAAAUGAACAAAACCCAGGGCUGAAAACCUUAAACCCUAAAAGCACCAAUGAAGCGGUCUCUGCUCAGAAAUGUCUCUCACUUGGCCCGAAAUCAUUUUCUUUCGUCUCCCACUCCCAUUCCAGGACCCAACCCUUCACUCCUCCUACUCCCCGCUUCGACUCGCUCCAGACUCCGCUUCAGGCUCUUUUCUUCUGAGAUUAACUCCUCCAAUGAAACCCCUAAUGCCGAAUAUACGACCGAGGUCUCCCAAUCCGUGAACAAAGAUAUCUCUAUUAAUGUCCAGGAUGUUGGUAACAAAGAACUGAAAACCAGGAUAGAGAAAUACUUCAAGGGUGACAAUGAAGCUCUGCCAGAGAUUCUUGAAGCAAUUCUGCAGAGGAAGUUAGCAGGAAAGCAUGAGGAGACAGAUGACGAGUUGAUGGAAGAGCUCCAGUUGCAACCCUUGAAUGAUGUUAAUGACAAGGAAUUUGAAUCAGAUUUUGAAGAAAUAUAUGUGACUGAUGAAGAGAUUGAUAACCUGUAUGAUGCAAGAAGUAUUGUAACAAAGAAACUGAUGAAGGAUGAGUAUUUCAAUAUGGAUGAAAAGAAGUGGGAUGAUAUUGUAGAGGAUGCUGUUAAGCAUGGGUUUGUCAAGGACACCAGAGAAUGUGAGGAGAUUCUCGAGGACAUGCUUAGCUGGGAUAAACUUCUUCCAGAGGAUGUUAAAAAAAAUGUUGAAGCAAAGUUCAAUGAACUUGGGGAUAUGUGUGAAAGAGGGGAGCUUGAACCGGAAGAUGCCUACAAACUGUUCAAGGAGUUCGAGGAUAAGAUUGUGGCAGAAUCUAUGGAAAAGAUGGAUGCAGAGGAAUCCCCAAAGUUUGAUGAAACUGAUUUGGUGGACAACAAGAAAGAUUUAGAUGAUCCACCAGGUGAGGGACCGAUUCUUAGGUGGCAAACACGAGCUGUGUUUGCUCCUGGUGGUGAUGCUUGGCAUCCAAAGAAUAGAAAGGUGAAGUUAUCUGUUACAGUGAAAGAACUUGGGCUUUCAAAGUACCAAUUCCGUCGACUCAAAGAGCUGGUUGGAAAGCGUUACCAUCCGGGGAAAGAUGAGCUUACAAUUACUAGUGAGAGGUUUGAGCACCGAGAGGAAAACAGAAAGGAUUGCCUUAGGACUCUCCUUUCUCUUAUUGAGGAAGCAGGGAAGGCUAACAAGCUGGUAGAUGAUGCUCGGGCUGCAUAUGUGAAGGAGGGAUUGAAGGCCAACCCUGCAUUUAUGACAAGGUUGCGUAUGAAGACCUCAGAAUUGCAAGGAUGUAGUACUGUGCCUGCUUAAAUUUGGUCUUUGAUGGUUAGUGGUUGUGUAAAAACAUAUUUCAAUUGAAAUACCAAUCAUUGAAGUGUAGCCAUUCCAGUAGGCGGAAGCCACUCCAAGAUGACUAUUUUGCAUUUCAGUUUGUUCUCACAAUUCAUAUCACAUCACAUGCAUGCAUGCAUGCACAUUGCUAGUUGCUGAUUUAGCAGCCUGCAUUUUUGUUCCUGGAAUCUUUACAUGGAUGAUAUAAUUUCUUGGGAAUAUAGAUGUUCGUUUUUAUUAUUGUACCAAGAAGUUUUCAACUUCCAGCAAUAAGUAUCUUGAGAAUAUAACGUAUGCCAUUUACUUUC